Callithrix jacchus (white-tufted-ear marmoset) is the source of this 2400-nucleotide messenger RNA. RefSeq names its product ALX homeobox 3 (gene ALX3). Gene Ontology annotation, biological process: regulation of transcription by RNA polymerase II. The record is from RefSeq and is a predicted model, not a curated record. NCBI's taxonomy places the organism in Eukaryota, Metazoa, Chordata, Mammalia, Primates, Cebidae. Gene Ontology annotation, molecular function: DNA-binding transcription factor activity, RNA polymerase II-specific; RNA polymerase II transcription regulatory region sequence-specific DNA binding.
GUUGCUUCAUCAUCUCCUGAGCUGCCUGGGACUGGGCUCUGGGUGAAUGGGGGGAGGGGGGUUCCCGGACUCCGAGGGGUUAACCCGCUCGGGGUUACACGUGACGUGGAUGGUUCCAGCAUUAAGUCAGAAACGCGGCCCCCGCCCCAACCCCCCCGCCCCCAGCCCCCCGCGGCGCGCGCCGCUCCCGGGGGCUCCGCGCCCCCGCGCCCAGGUCCCUCCCCCUUGGCUGGCGCUCACAGGCCGCGCGGGCAGCGCGAGCCCCGGAGCCCCGGAGGCCUCUGCGCCCGGAGCCGGCAUGGACCCCGAGCACUGCGCGCCCUUCCGCGUGGGGCCUGCGCCCGGCCCGUAUGCUGCCUCGGGGGACGAGCCUCCGGGCCCGCAGGGAACCCCCGCCGCUGCACCUCACCUGCACCCCGCGCCGCCCCGCGGCCCGGGGGUGACCCGCUUUCCGGGCUGCGGGUCCCUGGAGCCCUACCUCCCAGAGCCGGCCAAGCCGCCCGCCAAGUACCUGCAGGACCUCGGGCCCGGCCUGGCGCUCAACGGCGGCCACUUCUACGAGGGCCCCGCGGAAGCUGAGGAGAAGGCCUCCAAAGCUGCCAGCUUCCCCCAGCUGCCCUUGGAUUGCCGAGGGGGUCCCAGAGAGGGGCCCUCUAAUCUGCAACCCUCCCCAGGCCCCUGCCUGGCCAGCCUGCGUCUUCCUCUUUCCCCGGGACACCCUGACUCCAUGGAGUUGGCCAAGAACAAGAGCAAGAAGCGCCGUAACCGCACGACCUUCAGCACGUUCCAGCUGGAGGAGCUGGAGAAGGUCUUCCAGAAAACCCACUACCCUGAUGUGUACGCCCGGGAACAGCUGGCUCUGCGCACAGACCUGACCGAGGCCCGGGUACAGGUCUGGUUCCAGAACCGCAGAGCCAAGUGGCGGAAGCGCGAGCGUUAUGGGAAGAUCCAGGAGGGGCGGAACCCCUUCACGGCUGCCUAUGACAUCUCGGUGCUGCCCCACGCUGACAGCCACCCUCAGCUGCAGAACUCCCUGUGGGCCAGUCCAGGAUCUGGGAGCCCUGGGGGCCCCUGCCUUGUGUCUCCAGAGGGCAUCCCCUCACCAUGCAUGUCUCCAUAUUCCCACCCCCAUGGGAGUGUGGCUGGCUUCAUGGGGGUACCAGCCUCCUCUGCAGCUCACCCUGGCAUCUACUCCAUCCACAGCUUUCCCCCGACCCUUGGGGGCCACAGCUUUGAGUCCUCCUCAGACGGCGACUACAAGUCUCCAAGUCUCAUCUCGCUCAGGGUAAAGCCCAAGGAGCCACCCGGCCUUCUGAACUGGACCACGUGAUUGGUCACACGGACCUGCAGACUGAGCUGCCCACUUCCUUUUCCAUUCCCAGCCGCUCCCAGCCCACCCCUGCCUGGACAUCAGGGUGGAAGCACCUCUGUCUCCAAGCCCCAGAUGGUUCUGGAGGCCUGGGAGAGCAGCUGGCACUGUCAGCCCUCAGCAGGGAACAUGUUACAGGGUCUUUUCUCUUAGAAUAAAGUGGGGCUGGCUAGGAGAAGGGGCUUCGAAGCAGGUAGGACUCUUCCUACCACAAACUGAGCCCCCUCGCCCGAACUCUGGGCAGGAGGCAGGGAGACCCUGCCUUGCUUCCUCCAGCUUUGUCCAAGUCCAUUGUCAUCUCUCCAGCUAAGACAGCUUACUUGGCUCCUCGUUCAGGGAACCCAGGAAAAUGGGAGGAGAAGGGUGCCAAGUGGACUGGGGUAGCUCUUCAUGAUGAGACGGGAAACCACAAAGGGGGUCUCUGAUGAUGGGGUGGAAUCAGCCCUGCUUCCCCUCCCCUCCAGCAGGGGUACACUGGCAUCUGACACGAAUGAGGGCCUGAAGGCCAAGGUCAGCAUAGAAGGCAGCUGGCGCCCAGUGCAAUGGCUCACACCUGUAAUCCCAGCACUUUGGGAAGGUGAGGCAGGUAGAUCAUGAGGUCAAGAAAUCAAGACCAGCCUGACCAACAUGGUAAAACCCCCGUCUCUACUAAAAAUGCAAAACUUAGCUGGGUGUGGUGGCCCACACCUGUAAUCCCAGCUACUUGGGAGGCUGAGGCAGGAGAAUUGCUUGAACCUGGGAGGUAGAGGUUGCAGUGAGCCGAGAUCACUCCACUACACUCCAGCCUGGUGAGAGAGCAAGACUCCAUCUCAAAAAAAAAAGAAAAAAAAGGCACCUGGCUCCCCAGCUCCAGCCGCCCUCACUCCCACCCUGUGCCUGCACUCCCAGAUGCAGUCAUCUUCCCCUGCAAGGGGGGCAGAAAUUCCACCGGAAACCACCACAUAUUUGGAAUCUCUUCCAUGGGACCAGCCCAGAGCUAUGCCAUGGAAACCAUAUUGGAUGUUGGGCAGAAUAAAACAGAGUUCCACACA